This is a messenger RNA of Jaculus jaculus (lesser Egyptian jerboa), 1875 nucleotides long. It is a transcript of the gene Smad6, whose product is annotated as SMAD family member 6. The record is from RefSeq and is a predicted model, not a curated record. Lineage: Eukaryota; Metazoa; Chordata; Mammalia; Rodentia; Dipodidae. Gene Ontology annotation, biological process: regulation of transcription by RNA polymerase II; BMP signaling pathway; anatomical structure morphogenesis. The transcript has 4 exons. Gene Ontology annotation, molecular function: transcription regulator inhibitor activity; I-SMAD binding. The coding region runs from base 33 to 1550 and encodes 505 amino acids. Gene Ontology annotation, cellular component: heteromeric SMAD protein complex.
AACCCCAGACCCCCGGCGCCAAAGGAUAUCGUAUGUUCAGGUCUAAACGCUCGGGGCUGGUGCGGCGACUUUGGCGAAGUCGUGUGGUCCCCGAUCGGGAGGAAGGAGGCUGCGGCGGCGGCGGUGGUGGCGGUGGCGACGACGGCGACGAGGAUGGGAGCUUGGGCAGCCGAGCUGAGCCUGCCUCGCGGGCACGAGAGGGCGGAGGCUGCGGUCGCUCCGAAGUCCGAUCGGUAGCCCCGCGGCGGCCUCGGGACGCGGUGGUGGGACAGAGAGGCGCCCCGAGCGCGGGGAGGCGCCGGCGCGCAGGGGUCCCCCCGAGGCCCAUGUCGGAGCCGGGGGCCGGCACUGGGGGUUCCUUGCUGGACGUAGUGGAGCCUGGAAGUCCCGGUUGGCUGCCCGAGAGUGACUGCGAGACGGUGACCUGCUGUCUCUUUUCGGAGCGGGACGCCGCCGGUGCGCCCCGGGACAUCGAUGAAACCCUCACCGGGGCCACCCUGGAACCGGAGGGCAGCGGGAGGAGUCGCGAAGCCCGCUCGCGGCUGCUGCUGCUGGAGCAGGAGCUGAAGACCGUCACGUACUCGCUGCUGAAGCGGCUCAAGGAGCGCUCGCUGGACACGCUGCUGGAGGCGGUGGAGUCCCGCGGCGGCGUGCCGGGCGGCUGCGUGCUGGUGCCGCGCGCCGACCUCUGCCUGGGCGGCCAGCCCGCCCCGCCGCAGCUGCUGCUCGGCCGCCUCUUCCGCUGGCCCGACCUGCAGCACGCCGUGGAGUUGAAGCCCCUGUGCGGCUGCCACAGCUUCGCCGCCGCCGCCGACGGUCCCACCGUGUGCUGCAACCCCUACCACUUCAGCCGGCUCUGCGGGCCAGAAUCACCGCCACCUCCUUACUCUCGGCUGUCUCCUCCUGACGAGUACAAGCCACUGGAUCUGUCUGAUUCCACAUUGUCUUACACUGAAACCGAGGCCACCAACUCCCUCAUCACGGCUCCGGGCGAGUUCUCAGAUGCCAGCAUGUCUCCAGAUGCCACCAAGCCGAGCCACUGGUGCAGCGUGGCGUACUGGGAGCACCGGACCCGAGUGGGCCGCCUCUACGCGGUGUACGAGCAGGCGGUCAGCAUCUUCUACGACCUACCUCAGGGCAGCGGCUUCUGCCUGGGCCAGCUCAACCUGGAGCAGCGCAGCGAGUCGGUGCGCCGCACGCGCAGCAAGAUCGGCUUCGGCAUCGUGCUCAGCAAGGAGCCCGACGGCGUGUGGGCCUACAACCGCGGCGAGCACCCCAUCUUCGUCAACUCCCCGACGCUGGACGCGCCCGGCGGCGGCGGCGGCGGCGGCCGCGCCCUGGUCGUGCGCAAGGUGCCCCCGGGCUACUCCAUCAAGGUGUUCGACUUCGAGCGCGCCGCGCUGCUGCAGCACGCCGACGCCGCCCACGGCCCCUACGACCCGCACAGCGUCCGCAUCAGCUUCGCCAAGGGCUGGGGACCCUGCUACUCCCGGCAGUUCAUCACCUCCUGUCCCUGCUGGCUGGAGAUCCUCCUCAACAACCACAGAUAGCGGUGGCUACCGGGUCUGGUUUGCAGCGGUCCCUCCUCCUCCCAAGGGGUCAGCGCCCAGAGAUGCCACCUCUCCUCCCCUCCUCCAUCCCCCUCUCUCACACACACACACACACCCACCCACCACGGACAAACCCUCCCCCUCCCUCCGCCCCCAAAUAUCAUCUACCUAGAUUUAAUAUAAAGUUUUAUAUAUUAUAUGGAAAUAUAUAUUAUACUUGUAAUUAUGGAGUCAUUUUUACAAUGUAAUUAUUUAUGUAUGGUGCAAUGUGUGUAUAUGGACAAAACAAGAAAGACGCACUUUGGCUUAUAAUUCUUUCAAUACA